This is a messenger RNA of Musa acuminata AAA Group (dessert banana), 762 nucleotides long. Its product is annotated as protein E6-like. The transcript has a single exon. NCBI's taxonomy places the organism in Eukaryota, Viridiplantae, Streptophyta, Magnoliopsida, Zingiberales, Musaceae. The record is from RefSeq and is a predicted model, not a curated record. The coding region runs from base 1 to 762 and encodes 253 amino acids.
AUGGCUACCUUGGUGAAGCAACUGCCCCUUCUCUUCCUCCUCCUCCUCGCCUUCUCUGCGUCCCAAUCAAUCCAUGCAAGAGAGAGCCAGUUCUUCAGUAAGACCUCAAGAGAAGAACCCAAGGAAGCCGCUGCACCCUCAAAGGGAGAGGCUCCUGCGGCCACCAAGAAGGAAGACCCCCCUGCGCUCCCUCCCCAAAGCCAUAAUGGCCAUGGCCUUUACGGGCGUGGCCCCUACCGGUUCUCGCCCACCACCACGAGCAGCUACGGCACCUACAACUACAACGGCGGCGCCCGUGGGAAUCGCGAUUCUACCUUCCAAUCCGGCGUCCCGGCCGGCACUGAGCUGGGCGGCGAAGAGAAAUUCGAGAACGGGGAGGAGUAUCAUGCGGUGUACAACUACGGCACGCGAUGGAAGCCUGACAACAACCGCCCCUCGUCGUUCUCGAACGAGUACGAGACGACGCCGACGACGACGACGCCGGCGGAGUGGAAGGGCGAGACCGAUCCCACCAAUCUGUACGGCAUGAGCGACACCCGGUUCUUGGAGAACGGCAAGUACUUCUACGACGUUAAUGCCGAAGGGAAACACUACGCACAGCGUUCCUACCAGUGGAGGGGAAACCCUGAAGGAUAUGAGCCGUACACCGGCGCAAGAACUGGCGGCUAUGGCGAGAGAAGAUAUGGUUCUUGGAGGGGCGGCUACGGACACAGCAAUGCCGGGGAACAGUACCAGGGCAGCCAAGAGGACUCCGUUCCUUGA